Molecule: messenger RNA, 2226 nt
Organism: Branchiostoma belcheri (Belcher's lancelet)
Lineage: Eukaryota; Metazoa; Chordata; Leptocardii; Amphioxiformes; Branchiostomatidae
Product: zinc finger protein 501-like
Exons: 2
Coding region: 107-1564 (485 amino acids)
Biological process (GO): regulation of transcription by RNA polymerase II
Cellular component (GO): nucleus
Molecular function (GO): RNA polymerase II transcription regulatory region sequence-specific DNA binding; DNA-binding transcription factor activity, RNA polymerase II-specific
Source: RefSeq, a predicted model, not a curated record
CGCCAUUUUGAGCCGUGUUCGGUCGUGAUUUCUCUCCAAUCUGAGGCGAAGUCUAACUUACAUCGACUUUAAACCUAUUCUGGACAGUUUGGAUAGACAGAAAAUUAUGGACUGGAGAAGCUGUGAGAUUCCUGUGGACGAGCUGCCAACCGUGCACCCUGGGAACGAGACAAGCAGCAGCGAGGACCCGGCAACAGACACGGAAGGACAGCAGGACAAGGAAGAGGACAUUCUAUCGGAGGAAACUUACGGGGCUAACUCUGUCCAUCCUCCCGUACAGAGUCAAACAGAACAGACAGACGGGCCUGUGAUGAAAUGGACUAUGGACAAACGCUACAAAUGUGAGCUGUGGGACUAUUCUACUGCAAUGAAAUGCCAUUUAGACAAACACAUGGCUAAACACACCAGAGACAAAACCUACAUGUGUAUGGAGUGGGGCUUUGGGGCGCCUGUUAGGUCUAGCCAAACCGUGCAUAUGAUAAAACAUGCAGGUGAGAAACCAUACAAGUGUGACCAGUGCGACUAUUCUGCUGCACAUAAAGUUAAUUUAGACACACACGUGGCUAGACACACCGGAUACAAACCUUACCUGUGUGGGGAGUGCGGAUAUAGGACAGCCGACAGGGCUAACCUAUCCGUGCAUAUAAGAAAACAUACAGGUGAGAAACCACACAAGUGUGACCAGUGCGACUAUUCUGCUGCACAGAAAGUCCAUUUAGACGAACACAUGGCUAAACAUACCGGAUACAAACCUUACAUGUGUGGGGAGUGCGGAUAUAGGACGGCCUAUAGGUCUAACCUAAUUAAUCAUAUGAGAAAACAUACUGGGGAAAAACCCUACAAUUGUAACCAGUGUGACUAUUCUGCUGCACGUAAAUCUAGUUUAGACAUACACAUGGCUAAACAUACCGAAGUAAAACCCUACAUGUGUGGGGAGUGCGGAUACAGGACAGCCGUCAGUUCUAACCUAUCCGUGCAUAUGAGAAGACAUGCAGGUGACAAACCCUACAAAUGUGACCAGUGCGACUUUUCUGCUGCACAGAAAGUCCAUUUAGACGAACACAUGGCUAAACACACUGGAGAAAAACCCUACAAGUGUGACCAGUGUCACUAUUCUGCUGCAAACAAAAGUAAUGUAGACCGGCACAGGGCUAAACACACCGGAGACAAGCCCUACAAGUGUGACUAUUGCGACUAUUCUGCUGCACAGAAAGUCAAUUUAGUGCGACACCUGGCCAAACACACUGGAGAAAAACCCUACAAAUGUUACCAUUGCGACUAUUCUGCUGCACAGAAAGUCAAUGUAGAGCGACACAUGGCAAAACAUACAGGAGACAAGCCCUACAUGUGUGGUGAGUGCGGAUUCAGGACGGCUUACAGGUCUGGCUUAUCCAGGCAUAUGAAAAAGCACAUAGGAGAAAGACCAUACAUCUAUGACAGUAUGAGUAAUGUAACUAUUCCGCUGCAUAGAAGCAGUAUUGAGACAAACACUUGGCUAAACACACUGCUUAGAAAUCCUGUAUGUGAAGUCAGUGCGGAUGCUAAAGAUAUCUACCCCACAUAGACAGAACCAUAUACAGGAAAGAAACCACACAACCAGUUCUGAUCUGUCAGACUUUUAGUCGAAUAUACAAGUGAAAAACAAAUGACCAGAUCUUCACACGGAUAACGUUCAAACGUGAUAAACCCUAUGUUUCUGGGUAUAGCGGAAACAGUGAUGUUGACAGCUUUUACAAUCUAACCCUAAGAGCAAGCAUACGUUUGAAAAACCAUUUAAAUGUAACUAGUGCGUUAUUGCAAAAAAUGUGGCUGACAUAUUUUUUAAGACUAAAUUGUUUUUUAUGUCACCGUAGACAAUGAUGAGAGUUUGAAUACUUUCCUCUCCAUAUGCUGUGUUUAUAAUGUUCUAUAUUACUCAUAUGUUAGUUUAAAAGUUGUCAAACCGUUGUUUAUCCGCGGAUUUAGAUAAUGUCCUUACGGACGUUUUUCCGCUUAUUGCUACUUUGUCUGCUAUAUAGGAUUCAACACCUGUUUAUUCUACAGUUAAUGCAUUCUUAGUAAAAGAGAGACAAAGAAAAAAAGACAAAGAAGGGAGAAAAUAUUUGGAUGUUGUAAUGGGCGUGAUAAAUAGCAACGAUUUGUUUGUAUCUGUGUAUAUAAGCUUAUUUUACAAUGUUCCCUAAAUGAAUACAAAUAAACAUGUACAGUCAGUUCAAAAAAGUUUAC